UCUCAUUCGUCGUCUCCCAGUCACAGGAGCAGGUCGAUCUGGUCCAUGUGUGGGAUCUACUGGAUUAUUCAUUUCCAACUUCUUUCGUUUGUCGGUCUCUCGUCGUUCUGUUGCCGAUUCUGUUCUGGAAGUUGGACUGACGCUCGUGUCUCGCUGUCUCUGGAAGCAAAGCAUCAUGGGAGACGUGUGUAAAUUAUUGAUGGUCAAACAUGCGCUGAUCUGCAGCUGCUUCGUGGACGUUCUUCGAAUGGCCAAUCUGGACUAAAGGCAAACCCAUAAGUUACCCAGCAUGCUUUAGGGCUCCUUCCUCCUUGUCUGCCGCUGCUAUUUGUGGCGUUUAAAACCAGGCUUCUUCAUCUGCUGUUUUAUUCAACGUCCUCCCGCUGGUCGGAGUUUUGACUCUUAGUCUUCAGUCGUCGUCAUGUUCACCAUAAAACCCGCGUAAAGUUACAGUUGUAAACAUGGCAGAAGUCUUUUUACUGAGUGGGAGGAGAUUCUGUGGUCAUGUGGUCCUCUAAAGGAUGUAAAGUUUGAUUCAAGCUUCAACUGGAGGAGCGUCCGUGUUGAAGAACCUCCGCAUGUGGUCGUCCUGACUGAUCUGAGAACAGCUUUACUUUGUGAAGAUGAGCCGACGGCGCCUUGAACCCACGGAGCUUUGUUUUCCUCAUUAACUGGACAUGUGAACGUCGGCUGCUCCCACUGGUUGGUCUGUCCACUUCCCCACCAUGGACCGUCUCUGACCGUCGGCCCGAUAAUCACAGAUUGACGGUGGAGCCUCAUGUCCUCUGUUCAGUGAGUGCCGUCCAUCCUCAGACCCUGUAAACCCAGCAGGAACCCCUCUGUGAACCCUGGGGCCAUGGCCGCUGCCAUCGCCAGCUCCCUGAUCCGGCAGAAGCGCCAGGCCCGCGAGUCCAACAGCGAGAAAGUCGCCACCAACAAGAGGCGAACGAGCCCCAACAAAGACCCACGCUCGCUGUGUGAGAGGCACAUCUUCAACGUCUUCAGCAAAGUCCGGUUCUGCAGCGGCAAGAAAAGGCCGGUCCGCCGGAAACCAGAGCCUCAGCUGAAGGGCAUCGUGACGCGUCUGUUCAGCGAACAGGGAUUCUACCUUCAGAUGCAGCCGGACGGAGCCAUCAGCGGAAACAAGGACGAGAACAGCGACUACACUCUGUUUAACCUGAUCCCUGUGGGUCUGAGAGUCGUUGCCAUCCAGGGGGUGAAGGCUGGACUGUACAUGGCCAUGAACGCAGAAGGAUUCCUCUACACAUCAGAUGUCUUCACAGCCGAGUGUAAGUUUAAGGAGUCGGUGUUCGAGAACUACUACGUCAUCUACUCGUCCACGCUGUACCGGCAGCACGAGUCGGGCCGGGCCUGGUUCCUGGGCCUCAACAAGGACGGAGUCAUCAUGAAGGGAAACCGCGUGAAGAAAACCAAACCCUGCUCACACUUUGUCCCCAGACCCAUCGAAGUCUGUAUGUAUAAGGAGCCGUCGCUGCAUGAGUUGGAGGAGAAGCUGCUGAAGGGUUCGAGGAGCCCAACGCUGAACAGUGAGGGGCGCAGGAAGGUUCAGGAGGAGCAGCCUGAGCCGGACGACUGCACAGAGCGGGACGGCUCAUAGCCUGGAGCGCCCCCCGCAGGACCAGGAGGGAGGAGGAGGGAACUCCCAUUUUAACGCUCCCUCUGUUCAGCAACUACAACCACACCGACGACGACAACGACAACGUGGACGGCGACAACAACGAAAACAGAGAAAAAAAGAAGCAAAAAAGUCAUAAAAGGAAAAAUCUUCUUGCUCAUGAUGAUUUUAAAUCUUACGGGGCGGGGCCGGGGGAGGGGCUUACCUGAGAAAGAGGGGAAAAAAUCAGGACAUUGAUGAUAAUGAUUUACAUUUUAUGCAAAAAGCCGUGUGGACACAGCACCUGGAGGCUAGCACACCUGCAUCGCCUCAUCAUCAUCAUCAUCAUCAUCAUCAUCAUCACUGUCAUGAUGAUGACAAGAUAAUUUUUUGAGUCAAGCGAGCGCUGAGAACUCUGAAGCUUUAAGCCAUGUAGAAACUUCACCUUCACCCUUUCAUUUGAGGAGCAAAUGCAACAACUCUGGCACUUUGAACACAUGGUCCACACACACUGCUAUGUCUACGUCUACUGCUUCUACUGCUUCUGCUUCUUCUGCUUCUUCUUCUCCUCCCCCAUCUC
This is a messenger RNA of Sphaeramia orbicularis (orbiculate cardinalfish), 2195 nucleotides long. RefSeq names its product fibroblast growth factor 12-like. The coding region runs from base 857 to 1618 and encodes 253 amino acids. The transcript is spliced from 6 exons. Lineage: Eukaryota; Metazoa; Chordata; Actinopteri; Kurtiformes; Apogonidae. Gene Ontology annotation, molecular function: growth factor activity. The record is from RefSeq and is a predicted model, not a curated record.